AUACAAUCAAUUCAUUUGGCAAUUUAGUUAUCUAAAAUCGUUCUAAAUUUUAAAUUAUGAAAUUUGAAAAUUUGAUGAACUCUAGUGCUGUUAAAUAUCGCAUAGUGUUGGCACAUUUUGCAACACUGUCCACUUGUCGCUAACGAACACUAUUUUUGUUUGUUGAGAAGAAAAUAAGCCUAAACAGAAAAUUGUACAACAAAAUUGAAUUUAAGUAAAUUCUCAGCAAUUACUUAACUUUAAUCAAAUCAUAUUACAAUUAGUCAGCACGGAAGAAGAGAUUCAUCACGUUGUAAUGAGUCACAGUUGCGCUCUGCUGCCCUGAUUCGAGUAGAAAAGGUGAAAACUGUGUGUGUAAGCAAAGAGAACUGUAAAAAAUGUACUCUGAGUGGGCUUCGCUGUCGGCACAGAUUAAUGCCAACAGUUGUGGAGCACAGUGUUACAGUGUUCUGAAUAAGUUUCCAGCAUCUGCUGGUCGGGAAGUCGUAAUCUCAGUGGUUAAACAGCUUGGCACCAAUUUGGGCAUAACCCAGAAUGCGGAGCCCAGCCACCUGGUGAAAGAUGAGGAGGUCAGAUGGUGCAUGGACGUCAUUUGUUUUGGACUCUCAUUACCAUUGCAGGAGCAUGAGACUAUCAAGGACUGCGUCAAUGUCUACUGCGAAUGGUUGACCGCGCUGCAUCCGCAGCCACGUAUCAGUGUGCCCAAGCCCAUUUGCGAGGAUGCCAAUCUGUAUGCAAGACAGAUAAUCAAUCAUUUCCACAAUCUGUUCGUUCCACGACAGGGAGAAAGCUCUGAUACGAUAAAGCGCCAGGCCGUGCUCUGUCAUCGCGUUUUGCGCACUCUCCAGCAAACAGCUCAGAUUUCGCAGCACAUGGACCGAGAGACCUGGGAAACGCUGCUACUCUUUCUGUUAGCAAUCAAUGAGAUUUUACUGGCCCCGCCAACUGUGAAGGAUGAUGUGGGCGACCAACUGUGUGAACGUGUGCUUUCCGUACUAUUCGAGGUUUGGCUUUUGGCUUGUGUUCGCUGUUUUCCGUCGCCCUCGCUGUGGAAGACUCUGCAAGAAUCAUGUGCCAUGUGGCGUCACCGCAUUGCACUUGUGGAUCAAUGGAAUCGAGUAAAUCUUGCAUUAACCGCGAGGUUAUUGGAAUUCAGUUAUGGGCCAGAUUUUACACAGCUUAAAAAUGCUGAUGAGGAUAGUCAGCUUAUACCUGCGGGCAUGUCAAAUGAUUGUGUGGCACAGACUUGGUAUCGAUUUUUGCGCAUGAUAGGCAAUCCCACAGCUCUCUGUUCGCCGCACAUCAUCAGCAAAUCGUCACAUUUCGUUCAGUGGGCUCUCACGCACGAAAAGGGAGCCGAGACACAUCAGCAUCCGUGCCUUCAAGUUCUGCCUCAGAUCUUCCUAAAUGCUAUCCGCGGAAUCUCCAGCCAAGUUGAUGCCUUUCUGGGCAUUUAUCAGCCUCCGCCCAGCCAACAGGACAACGUCGUUACAAAUCUGCUUGAGAUACGCCACUCUUUAAAUGAGGCAACUUCAUCCACGCUCCAACAGUUCAUACACUCGAGCAGCGUCUCAAACAUUAGCAUGCAGCAAUCGGGGUCGACUCAGUUGUCCCAUCCGCCGCAUCAUCAUCAUCUCCACUAUCCGCAUUUGCAUUUACAUGGCGCUGGGAGUUUCCUACGCGAUAACUUUGUAAGCAGCUCGGCCAGUUCUGCUUUAAACGCCAUUAUGGGCCACCAUCAUCAGCAGCAGCAGCACCAGCACCAGCCUCAGCAACAGCAACUGUCUCAAGGGCAAUACGUACAAAAUUGUAGUGCUUCUCCAACAAACCUUUGCUACAUCGCUCCCGCUGGCCCGGUUGGCAGCGUUAGCGCUGGCGGCAGUCACUCGGCGGGCGUUGCAGGCUGCAUCUCGUUCAGCACGUCUGAGGCAAUGCCGCUGUCAAGCUCAAACGGCAGCAGCAGCAGUAGUGUAACACCCACGCCACCUUUGCAGCGUCGCCUGGCCAAAAGUUUUAGCGUGGCUCCAUCCAUCACGCAGCAGAAGGGCUUAAGCAAAACAGCGCUUAUCAGCCUAACACGCAGCUCGGCGAGCGCCGCCCCCACGACUCCGACUUCGGGUCCGCCCUCAUCAAGCAGCAUCAAUUCGCUGCCAUCGAUCGGCACUGAGCUGCGUCCGCCUCUCUCUGUGGCUCGUCCGAAAUGCAACAGCAUUCUACAUUUAUUCGGAGAGUGGUUGUUCGAGGCAGCGCACAUAGGCGGCGAUACUUGGCUACAGAAUCGUAAAAAGCAAGCAUGUGAGGCUAGUAAGCGGCCGUCGUCUAUGAUAAUGGAGAAUCGCAAGGGAUCGAUAUCGUUGUCCCAACCCAAUUCGCUGAACGAUCCAUCAUCACUGCCUCCCACGCUGACCAUUGACAAAUAUGAAUCUGGUCGUGCCGAGGCAAUUGGCACACUAUGCAAAAUCUUCUGCGCAAAGAAAACCGGCGAGGAAAUCCUGCCUGUCUAUUUAGCUCGCUUUUAUAUGGCGCUACAACAGUGCCUCAAGAUAACUGAGUCAAAGGAGUGUGACGAAACAUUGGCCAGUAUUCUACUUCAUUCGGCAGACUUGUUCCGCUUAGAUCUUGAUGGUAUAAAUGUCCUGCUACCUGGAUUCAUUGCAGCUCUCGAGAUAGUACUGCCAGAUAAAGACUUAAAGCUCAAGACUCAGGCAGUUGCAUUCAGUCGCACCGAGUUACGUCGCUCGGCCAUAAAUAUUUUGCUUUCUAUUAUGGUGCUUCCCCUCCAUUACCACGCUUUGCCCAUUCGUACAUUGACAGCCGACUCGGGUGACAAGAUGAUGACAUUCUUGCAACUCAAGUCCCGUCUAAUGAAUAUACUGAUGAACGCCCUGCAGGUGGAAACUGAUGCACAAAACACGCAUAUGUUGUUGGGCGGAUUGCUGCUCUGUGUCCAAGACGCAGUUACGUUUGAGGAAAGUGAGCUGGGAGCCACAGAUCACUUGAGUGGCACCGGUGUUCAGCACCAUGAAGAAAAUAUUCUAAGUUCUGCGUGCUCGGACCGUUCCGCUUCGUUAGCCAGCGGCACGGUCAGCUUUGGCGCUCCAACCGCGGCAAUGAGCUCGCGUGAUACGGCUUCGGCCCACGAUUAUCCCAGUCUGACCAUAUCCGAUGAUAUAUCGGUGGAGUUUACAAGCGAAUUAGAGGGCGUUGCAUCAUAUGACAAUGCUCAUGCCCUGUUUGUGCGUGCCACGUAUUUGGUGUGUCAUCGCCUGAUAUCCUCCUGGAAGACCGAUUUGAACGUUUCCCUAGCAGCGCUCGAGUUACUCUCGGGUCUAGCGCGACUUCACAUACGCGAAACAGACGCUCUCGAAUGCAAGCGCGCAGUGAAAUGGAUAUGCGACUAUAUUUGCUAUCAGUGCUCGCGCCCGCCACCAGCGCACAGCAAGGAUCUGCACAGCACAAUAGUUGCUGCAUUCCAGUGUACGGCAGCCUGGUUGAUGCAGCAUCCCUACCUGUUGCAGGAUAAGGACUGCCUACAGACUGUGCUUGAGGUGGUCGAGCUUGGCAUAUCGGGGACUAAGAGUCAGAGCAAAUCUGGAGAUCUACCCAAGUUUAAAGACGAAAAGGAACUAAAGCCAGCUUCGAUGCGUGUUCGCGAUGCAGCUGAAAAUUUGCUGACAAUCAUAUUAGAGCAAGUCGGCUACUUUCCUAGCGAGUGUGGCCCCGAGUCCAUAUCUUCGCUCCUUGAUGAACUAGCUCUGAUGAAACACUGCAAUUCUCCUCCGACCGGAGAUGGUUCAGCGGGCGUUUGCAAUGCGGAGCAAGCAAUUUCAAAGUUUAAGUAUUUUGUCACAGAAAAUUCGACAAUAUUGGCUUUGCUGGAGGAGCCUUUAGGCAAUGAUCAGGAUCCGCAACCAACUGUCACCCUUCUAAUUCGCGGGCCAUUUGGCCGCCAUGCAUGGACCAUGCAGCUGCGCCAUUUACCGCGCAGCAAAUCGGGUAUCAAGUACCACGCCGUUAAUCCCGGUCGGCCCAUUCCGAUGAAUGACAUCACACAACGUCCUGAAUGCGAGCAAAAAAACUUUCCCGAGGGCGUGGACAAAGUUCAGCCUUGUGUGGCUGAUUACUCGAUACCAACGAUUGAGCAGAUUCGUGAACAGUACGGUGCUGGCAUCAUUAACGAUCUAGAGGCCAUGCUAGAGAAUCAAAGUAUACACGAAAAGCUAGCUUGGGCGGAGUCUGACAAUAAUAUGGACAGCCUGUCACAUGCCCAGGAAUGUGUACCUCCCACGGUCUGUCAUGAGUUUCAUGCAGCUCGUCUGUUUCUCUCCCAUUUCGGAUUUCUCAGCUUUGAGAUCCGCAAUCCGAACAAUCCCGUAGAGUCACUUACUCCUCCACAAAGGCCUCUCAUUGUGCUGGACACAAAAUCAUCUGCCUUUGCAACGGAUCUGGACAAGUUGGAUAAGCUAAGUGCUCGAACGCACGAUACGGUUUAUUGUUUCUAUGUAAAGGCGGGUCAAACGAGCGCACAACAGAUCAUUGGCAAUAUGGCCGAGGACCAAUUUUAUGACUCACACUUUGCCAACAUGCUGCAAACGCUGGGCUGGCCUGUUCAGGUGGCUGAGCACUCGGGUUGGACGGGCUUUGCACACAACUCAUGGUCACUAAAGAGCACCUCGGAGCGUUCCAACGUGUCCAGUGAAUCUAAUUACAAUGGUGCACAACGCGUACUCUAUUGGGCAGAUGUCUCCUCUGAGAUAGCGUUCGUUGUGCCCAACGCCUGGAAUCUGCGCUACAAUAACGAAAUGGAUGGCUGCAGUUUGUCUAGCAAUUGCAGUGAUCAGAGCACAAUGAGCAAUGUCUGGAUACGUAGCGAUGACGCUGCCUCUAUGAAGUCGAAACCACGAAAUCUCAGCUUAGAGUUGGAUACAGGCAAUAGAAAUAAGGAGCCUGUACCACCCACGCGCCGAAAGGGGAAUGUGUCAAAGCCUGCACUUCUUGUCCAAGCGCCAGCGAAGAUAUUCCUAGUGUGGCUAGAGAGCUUCGAGGACUACCUUAACUUUCCUGUCGAGGAUCUAUUGGCCUAUGCACGCACUGGUGAAGAGCUGCACACGAUGCAAUUGCCGAGAGCAGCCGACUGUCACGUUAUCUUCGUGCAUUCUCUUCAAUCAGGUUUGUUGAGAGUCAAAUUACUUGGACCACCUGGUCGCAUGAGCUUCGCCACGCCAUUAGUCGAUGGCAUGGUGCUCAGCCGGCGAGUAGUGGGUAAUUUGGUACGUCAAACAGCACUGAAUAUAUCUCGGCGUAGGCGUUUAGAUAAUGAUAAUUAUCAGCCACCACAUGUACGACGUCGUCUAAAGGUGCAGGACAUAGUCCAAAAGUAUAAGAUGGACCUAAGCGAAGCAGAGCUUCUGGCGCAUUUGUUCCAACGUUCGAUUUAGCUUUAAAAUAUUUAUAUAUAUUAUUAUCCCUAAAAAUAUUCCGAUCAUCUUUUUUAUAUGCAAACUAAUUGUAAAAGUCUAAGUAAACUAACAAAGUUAGAACCUUAAGAGCAACAA
Messenger RNA from Drosophila hydei, 5555 nucleotides. RefSeq names its product ral GTPase-activating protein subunit beta. Gene Ontology annotation, molecular function: GTPase activator activity. The record is from RefSeq and is a predicted model, not a curated record. Bases 378 to 5438 code for a protein of 1686 amino acids. NCBI's taxonomy places the organism in Eukaryota, Metazoa, Arthropoda, Insecta, Diptera, Drosophilidae. The transcript is spliced from 15 exons. Gene Ontology annotation, biological process: regulation of small GTPase mediated signal transduction; activation of GTPase activity.